Messenger RNA from Drosophila mojavensis, 8369 nucleotides. RefSeq lists its product as uncharacterized. The transcript has 20 exons. NCBI's taxonomy places the organism in Eukaryota, Metazoa, Arthropoda, Insecta, Diptera, Drosophilidae. The coding region runs from base 900 to 7079 and encodes 2059 amino acids. Gene Ontology annotation, molecular function: protein binding. The record is from RefSeq and is a predicted model, not a curated record.
UCGCAUCAGUUCCAGCAUCAACGCCACGGCGCACGGAGCCAGCGAUUCUCGUUUCGCGGCACACUCAGCAGCAGCAGUAGAAGCCCCAGCAGCAGGAGCAGCAGCAGGAGUAGCAGCCAGACAGCCAGUGUAACGCACACACACACGUCGCACGCAGAGGCGAAGGCCCGAAAGUGAUUUUUGUGGCAAGCCAUUUUCUAAAUUUGCCAAACAGACAAUUAAAAAGGCAUUAGGCCAGCAUGAGGCUGCCACGCGUUGGCCAACAAUUAGCAGCAACACUCGACGACGGCGAGCCAAACACACGCACAACUCUCACACGUAAUCAAAAGUGAUUUCUCUCCGUGUGCUUUUGCUCUGCGUGCGAAUAUCGAUUGCUGUCGCCUUGCAUAAGUCCAGAGUCUGGGAUAUACAAAGCCAGGGUAUACAGCGAAAUAACAGCGAAAAUAACACCCUAUAAUAGAGCAGCAACAACAACAACAACAACAGCAACAGCAAUAACAACAAUAGAAAAGCGUUGCUGCUGCAACGCCCAAUGCACAAGCACAACGAACGCAGUCGAAGGAAAUCAAGUUUUAAUUAUUCAUAUUGAACACAGCAGCAAGCGGAUAAUCACGAUAAUGAUCAGCAUCGUGAUGAUGAGGAUGAUGAUGAUGAUGUUGCAGCACCUCCAGCAGCAUCAGCAGCAGCACCACCAACUGAAGCAGCUCCAAAUGCAGACAAAGUGAAUAUCCAACAAUCGACAGCAACAACAACAGCAAUAACAACAACGAAAAGUUUAUAUAUAGCCUUAGCUGACUUGGAGUUGAAGGUGUGCGCGCGUGUGUGUGUGUGUGCGUGCGCGUGUAUAUGUGCGCGCGUGUGUGUGUGUGUGCUUGCUAACAUUUAUUUUUGGGGCCAAAAUGGAUAUCGCCCUGCGUGGCACAGCAGCAGCAGCAACUGCCACUGGCUCGGCCACAGGCACUGGUUUACAUCAUGCUGUCUCAUUGGGCAACAUUGAGGUCUCCACCAAGGUUGGUAGCACUAGCAAUGAGACACUGAGCGAAACGGGUGCCACCUAUUCCAGCCACAUGGAUCGCAGCUACGACUCUGAGGACGAGCACACGAGUCGUCGACGUCUGCGUCAAACACUCUCCACCGAAUUGCAGCCUCGCACCUCCGUCUAUUCGCGGGGCGACAUAAGAGAACAGUACUGCCUAACCGAUCGCCAGCUGCAUAGCAUUGAGCAGCGGCCGCGCAGAGAGCGUUUCUUUGGCUGCCUCUCGCGCCGUGGCCAGACCCAGGCGAGCAGCUUCCUGGGCGGCUGUGUGGGCCGGCGUGUGCCCUCCGACGAGAAUCUGGCUGCCUAUGCGCCCUUCGAGAAGUAUCCGCGCUAUCAGAACAGCUAUACGGACACGCACGAAUUGGAUAGUUCCUAUUUUCGCCGUCAACCGGCAUCGAUCUUGAGCUCUGGUAAGUCCAGUGAGCCGGACCUGGGCGGUCGCUACAACUGGAUUGGUCAGUCGGCGCAGAUGAACAACAACGGCGACUAUCAAACGGAUUCGAGGGCAACUUGUUGUACAGCACCACUUGAAUCCUUUUACCAGGAUGUUUUGCUACGGAAUUAUUAUGUCGAGCUUUGCGCUCCACCACAUCCUACACCACCAACAUCACACACCAAUCAAAUCGCUAAUGUAAAUGUUUGCUCGUAUCACUGCCCCACAUACGCCACAAUGCCGAUGCCGCACCAACAGCAGCAGCAGCCACAGCAGCAGCACCACCAGCAACAGUCUGGCCAUCCCAGAACGAAACACGUGAGUUUUGCUCGAUCUCAUACCUUGACCAGCUUUGAUGCUGUCAAUGCGGGCUUUCGCAGCUCGGGCCGCUUGAAAAGCGCACGCAGUCAGGAGCGAUUGAUUGGGGGCAAGAAGCCCAUCAUUGCCACGGGCUCCAUGUAUGAGACUUUACAGCCCAUGCUCGCGCAUCAACCACAGCCACAGCCACAGCCACAACAACAACAACAACCACAGCAGCAAAGCUCAAGUCUGCCCAAAACUUGGCUACCAGCUCAAGUGCAACUGAAGCCAUGUCAGCACCACCAUGCACCCAUUCACCUGCAUCAGCAGCUGCCAGACAACAUGCUGGGUCUGAUUAUACCACAGCCACUGCCAGUGGCGCUGCCACCGCCCAGUCCCGAGGUUCUCAUUGUGGAGAAAAAGUUUCGCAAUGCCAUGAAAACGCAAGCGACGCAGACCGACGUGGCAGCCCGUCGCGAGGGUCUCUCCAACUCGCAGACCCUGCCCUUCAGUCCGCGUGCGCCGCAUCGCAUCAAGGUCAUGUCCCAGGGCGCCCAGACCAACGGCCUGCAGAAUGGCAAGAAGCUGACCAAAAGCCUGUCGGAGAUACCCAAUGGCAAGGAUCUGAUGCAUCAGCACCAUCAGGGCUCCGCCUAUCCGCACGAAUUGAUAUAUCGCACCCAGUCGCAGGAUGUGGUGCCGCUGCAAACGCUCUCCGAUGCCCAGAAUAACAUAAUGUACUACAAGCCGCCGCCGCCGUUGCUGGAUGCGCACAGCUACGGCCUGGGCAUGGAGCACUUGAGUCGCGGCCGUGGCGAGCAGAACGUGGAGUAUGUGAACGUGAAUGCCGCCGCGAUGGCGCUGAACGAGAGCUUCGACUACGAGAGCAACAGCUUGCCGAGGCGCGCCUGCACGUCGCACGCUCGCACCGAGACGGAUUACUACUCGAACAGCUUGCCCAGGCACGCGGAUGCGCUGCACAGCCAUGAUGUGUGCAAGCACAUCACGGAGUGCGCCGAGCUGAUGACGGACAGCGUUCCGCUGGACUUCACGCGGCCCCAUCUACUGCCGCCGCCCAGCGAGUACUGCAAGAACGACGACGAGCCGGCGGAGGAGUUCUACGACGACGAGGAGGAGGAGGAGGAUGUGCGGGCGCCUGAGACGGAGAGCUACAGCUCCGAGGUGUGCAUGGAGCAGGUGUUGGCCGCCGCCCAACAGCGGCGCAUGUCCAUGCUGCCCAUGGAGGAGUCGCCCUUCCGGCGGGACGACAUCCGGCGCCAAUCGAUGCCCGUCUACGGGCAAACGGAGAAGCUGAUCGAUGGCUUCGGGCCGCGCAGCUCGUUCCGGCAUCGCGAUAAGGUCAGCUGCUUUCCGGACGCGCCAUCGCCGCGGGACGAGCAGGAAAUCUUCAUAGACUUCAAGCCGCACGUUUCGCCCAAGCCGAGUCCCAAGCAGCAGCUGAAGCAUCGCAAGCAGCACAAGGCGGAGAUCGCCAUGCGCAAGAUGCAGCAGCAGCGGCUGGCACAGGCGGCCGCCCUGACGCUGCCCAAGCUGAAGCAGCAGCCAGCCGAGAAGGAGUCUAGAAAGUCUGAGAUGGCACACAGCGACGAGGAGGAGGACGACGAAGAGGAGGAGGAGAAUGAGGAGGAAGAGGAGGCAGACGGUGAACAGGCGCACCCCGAGCACGAGCCAGACUCCGAGCAGCAUCAAGCAGACGACGACGAGCCGCUCUAUGAGAACAUAACUCCAUGCAGCUGUAAGAUGGAGCCAGCUGCUCCGGAAGUGCUGGACAAGCGCACCCAGUUCCGCAAGCGUUCGGUUAGCCUGGACGACGAUUAUACGGCCGAGACAGCUGUCUGCCCAGCGCCAGGCCUCCGGCUGCCCUCCACUCCGGCCAGUCCUUGCCGCGACGAGCUGCUGCUGGCCAAUGCCUCAACCUAUCCAUCCUCGGACUCGCUGGCCAACGACAACACGCGCGAUCACUCCGACGGCAUUUGGAACGAGUCGCAGGUAACCGUGCUGACUGCCGAGCAGCGGGACAUUUCCGACGGCUCCUACAGCUCCAAUCUGCUGUUGACGCCCUCAUCGAAGCGCAAGAAUCUGCUGCUGCAGCAUCAGCAGCGCAGCUCCGUGGACACGGAUGCGCUAGACCUCGAGGAACUGAGUCCCACCUAUGGCCUCCAGACACUGCCCAAGAUCAUAAAAGCGCCCACGCCCACAACCACAAAGCCCGCCACAGCGCCCACUCAACCGAUCAUAAUGCCCGCCAUCGCGGUGACGCCCUCGGCCAGUCAGCUGUCGGACACGGCCAGCUCUCCUCUGCCCAAGCGCAGCAUGGUCUCGCGCGGCUCCGUGCCCGAUGCUCGCCAGCUGAUGUACGUGACGGGAGUGCCCAAGCAGCGCCACUCGGACGCCUCGUUUCUGCCCUCUGGCGGGGAUUACGCGCGCAGCGCUGACAUUUCGGAGUGCAGCACGAAUACAGAUGAGUAUGCCACCUGCACGGACACAUCGAAACGUACUCCAGGUAUUAAGACACCGCCGACAACGACUAGCUCAUCGUCGACGACACAAGUGCCAGUAUCCACUCAGAGUUCCCAGCUGGAGAAGACGCACGCCGGCAGCUCGUUCGAGAGUGCCAGCUCGCUCUACUCCAUGCGCGAGGAGCUGCUGCAGCAUGACGAGAGGCCUUCGGUGAAACCGACGCAGCUGAAGUCUCCCCUGGGCUCGGCGACUGAGCUGACCCGAAAGUCGCCCUCGCACUCGAUCAGCAGCACCGCCUCGUCGGGCAGCUGCCAGGUGUCGGGUCAGGCCAUCAAAUCGCCGGCCAAGGAAUGCGAGCCUCAGACCGUGAGCAGCGCGCCCAGCAGCCAGGUGAAGGUAAGCGCGGCGGAAAUUGCGCCGCCACCGCCGCCGAAGCCCAAGCCCGAGUCCAUAUCGGAGGAUGAGCGCAGCGAGGUGCGCUACUCCUCCUCCGGCUACUAUGAGAGUCCGCACGAGGAGGACGACGAGGAGCAGGUGACGCCCAGCUGCAAGGCGCGACGCCAGCGGCAGGAUGACGAGCGCAAGCGACGCAAGACCAGCAUGAAGCUGGACAUUGAGAAGGAGAACAUGCGCGCUUUGACCAGCCCCAUCAAGAAGCCCCAGAGCGCUGCCAAGGUGCAGUCGCCGGAGCAGCACAGCGCUGGCAUUCUGGAGGGCGGCGGCAGUCCCAGCAAGAUGAAACGUUUCCGUCCCAAGAUACGACGACAGCUGCGCAAAAGCUCCAGGGAGGAUGUACUGGCUGCGGCGGCUGCUCGACGCGCUCGUGCCACGCCCACUAUGUAUGGCCUGAGAAGCGUGAGCGGCGAUACGGAGCUGCUGCUGGAUGCGAGCAUGACGAGCAUUAUGAAGGCAACAGGAGCACCAGCAUCCGCAGCAGCAACAACAGCAACAGCUGCAGCAGCUACCACUGCAAUCACAACCACAACCACAUCCGCAUCCUCCACGGGCACGGCCACGCUGCAGGAACAGUCGCCGCAUCCCAUCGCGCGCAAGCCACACAGCUGUGCCACGCCCACAGCGCUGCUAUCGCCCAAACAGCCAACCGCAGCUCUGCCCGCCACCAAAUCCGCCUCCGAGGCUGGCCAGCUGAAGGCAAAGUCCAUCGAGUCACUGCGCUCCGUGUCGCCUGGCUCCGACUCGGUCUUCUACAGCGAGGCCGACGGCAAUGCGGUCAGCGGGGAACAGGGCCAUUGCCUGCACUGCGGCAAGGAGGUGGAGGGGAAGCAGCACACCAACACGGUCAGCGAGCUGGUGGGUGACUCGGUGGAGUCCAUACCCUACAUCGAGCAGGAGCCGGACAUUGUGAAGCCACCCUCCGACUUUGCUGACUCGCCGGUGACCACAAAGACCACCCAGCGUCUCUACAAGAAAAUGGACAAACGCUUUCGAUCCGAGGAGCGCUACCAUGGCGAACGCGGCAGGCACUACAAGACCCGGCAGGAGAAUAUACGAGCGAAGAGUGAAGAGCGCGGUCGGGCGCCUAGUUUGCCCAAUACUCCGAUACUACGACCCGCCGGCUCCAGUCCCUGCGUCCUGCCCGACAUCAAUACGGAACAGAGCCAGCAUAUUAUCUAUAAGGGGCACUACGAUGCGGGUCGCUAUACGCGCCUGACCGAUGACGAUCUCUGGACACAAUUGGAUCACCAGUGCUUCGAUCGUUCCCGCGAGCGACGCGCUUCCACCGAAUCGGAGAAGGGCUUCCAUGCCAAGUACCAGGUGAUCUUGCAUCGCCUCGUUCAGCGCCGCUGCACACUCGAGAUGUACCAUCGCCAGAAGCACAACAAUUUCCGCGUGGACAAAACGGUUGUGGUCAAGAGCGAUUCGGGUGAGUUUGGCUUUCGCAUUCAUGGCUCCAAGCCUGUGGUGGUGGCUGCCAUCGAGCCAGAGACGCCGGCGGAGAGCUCCGGCCUAGAGGUUGGCGACAUCAUCAUAUCGGUCAACGGCGUUCAGGUGCUGGACAAACAUCACACCGAGGUGGUCAAGAUAGCGCACGAUGGCUGCGAAAAGCUGGAGCUUCAAGUGGCGCGCACCAUCGGCGUGCUCAUGCACGAGCAGCUGGAGCCACCCAGCCAGCCCAUCUUCAGUGGCUACCUGUGGCGCCAGAGCGGCCAGGCCAAAGGUGCGCCCAACGCCAAGAAGUGGGUGAGACGCUGGUUCUCGCUGCGCCCAGACAACUGUCUCUACUACUAUAAAACCGAAGAUGAUUCUCAGCCCGUUGGCGCCAUGAUAAUGGCCAAGCAUACUGUGGACUUGUGCCCCCCGGACAUAGGUAAGCCCUUCGCCUUCAAGGUGGACUCCGGCGAGGGUAUACCCAUGUAUGUGGCUGCCGACUCAGAGGAAUUGACCAACAGAUGGUUGAAUUUGCUGCGCCAAGCGGCCAAUCAGGAUAAUCAGUGGCUGGACAAGAGUGCUCGCUGCCUGUACCAGAGCCCGGGCAGCAUUGUGCGACCCGAUUGCUUUGGCUAUUUGCUCAAAUUGGGCUCAAGGUGGUGCGGCUGGUCGAAACGCUAUUGUGUACUUAAGGAUGCCUGUCUCUAUUUUUAUCAAGAUGCAAAUAGCAAGAGUGCAUUCGGCAUGGCCUGUUUGCAUGGCUACAAAGUGGCCUCGAUGUCAGCCAAUGCGUCCGGCAAGAAGAACUCGUUCGAGAUAAUACCACCAGAGGCGAAAUUGCGUCAUUAUUAUUUCUGCACCGACAGCGAAAUGGACAAGAAGCGUUGGAUAUCCGCACUGGAAUACUCCAUAGAUCGUUGGAUCAAGUCCGGGUAACUAAGGAUUAAGACACGCUCCCGUUCGGCGCUCAGCAGUCGACGCAAGCGUCGCAGUUUUAGCUACUACAUGGAUUAGCUAACGUCUGGGCGGGGCGGGUAGCAACAUUAGUACGGGUACUAGGUACUACCAAAAACUAGCUCAUAAGCACAUACAAACACGAUUUAGAAGAGGAAGAAGAACAAAUUAUAUAGAAAAUAGUCCAGAGUUUUUUAUAGUUAGUAAGGACGAGGAAUUAGUACAGUCAGGCGAACCGGGUUUAAAACUAUUUUGAAGUGCGCAUACCUGAAGGUGUGUAUUCUUGUUAUACAUAUUAGCUUAUAGCCUAUGUUUAGUGAGGUUGUCUUGUUAUACACACACAUAGAAACACAUACACAUACACAUGCAUAUAUAGCAUAUAUAGUAAACUUAGAUAUUGUACAACAAAAAGAAGAUUCAUUAGGCUUAAUUAAAUUGAAAUACUUACAUAGGUAUUCAAAGGCUCAACCAUAUAUAUAUAGAUACUUAUAUAUAUAUAUAUAUUGGAUAUCCAUUUUAGACGGGUAUCUUAGACAGUGAGAUAAUAUUUACAAGAUUGAAAGCAACAACUUUUGUCAAAAGUAAAGACGAAACUAAAAAAAUAUUAUAAAAAUUCAUGACCAAUUUCAGAAUCAUCCUAUAAUAGUAAAUUUAUCAUAAAAUCUCUUAAUAAUGAAAUAUAUAUAGAUAUUGGCUGUACCAGAAAGGUUUAAUAUUUGUCUCAGUUCCGGUUUAAAUUAGAGAAAAUGAAAAUAUGAAAUUUAUAUAAGUGAAAAUGGUUUUCGUCCCCAUUGGAAACACAAGUUGGAAAAUUAAGAAAGGUUUUAUUAGUUAGACACAAUUUUUAUUACGAUAUUAUAAUUGAAUAGAUUUUUGAUGAAACAUUGAUAGACUUGGGUUAUGCAUAUGUAUAUUCAGUUCUGUUGUUGGGGAUUGCCAGCAGGUUCUCGUGGCUAUAGGAAAAAUAUGACAAAUGCUUUAUGAGUACGUUGAGUACUUAACAAUCCAGUAGUUACUUUUGUCAUAUAUGCGAAUAUAUGAACAUAUAUGAUCUUAGACGUGCGCUGAUUUCCCUUCUUUUGUGGAUCGGUGUUGGCAUAUUGAAAUACAACAAAUUUUUUGUUAGUGUUAAAAACACACACACAUGCACACACUGACAUACACACACACACAUGAAUAUAUUUUAUACUUUUAAAUAGAGUUUUCCAAUCAAUGAGUGUGCUAAUUCGUUUAGAUAAUAUUUUUUUAGUAUACCGUAUAUACAUACAUAUA